Messenger RNA from Gavia stellata (red-throated loon), 1668 nucleotides. RefSeq names its product lysyl oxidase like 1 (gene LOXL1). The record is from RefSeq and is a predicted model, not a curated record. The transcript has 6 exons. NCBI's taxonomy places the organism in Eukaryota, Metazoa, Chordata, Aves, Gaviiformes, Gaviidae. Bases 1 to 1668 code for a protein of 555 amino acids. Gene Ontology annotation, molecular function: copper ion binding; protein-lysine 6-oxidase activity. Gene Ontology annotation, biological process: peptidyl-lysine oxidation.
AUGGCGGGGCGGGGAGCUUGGGGGCUGUGGGCAGCGCUGGGCUGCGGGUUGUGGCUGCUGGCGGGCGGGCAGGAGCAGGCGGGCGGCGGGCAGCCCUGGAGGCAGCUGAUCCAGUGGGAGAACAACGGCCGCGUUUACAGCUUGCUGAACACCGGCGCCGAAUACGUCCCGGCGGGACAAGAGAGACCCGGUGGGAACCGGUUGUUGUUGGCGGGAGCCGUCAGCGGAGGGCCGGGCAGCGUCCGGAGGCAGGCACCGGCCGUCCCGCCGCGCCCGGGCUCCGAGACGGUGCGGGGGCAAACGCGACACCCCUUCGGUUUCGGGCAGGUGCCCGAAAAUUGGCGGGAGGGGCCUGUGGGAGACAGUACCGCUUCGCAACGGGUCCGGCCCGCCGGCCGCUCCCGCCAGCCUUCCUCCUCCUCCUCCUCCUCCUCCUUCGCCUACGCCUCCGUCGGGCAACCGCCGUACCCCCAAUUCCCCUUCGCCCCCCAAUACGAGCCCUACGAGGCCCCCCGGGCCUACGACGAGGCGUACACCUAUUACCGCUCCACCGGCGGGGCGGCCGUGGCUUCGGCGGCGGCGGGUGCCAGCGUGGUGUACCCCUUCCAACCCCGGGCACGCUACGAGGACUACGGGGAGGAGCAGAGCCCCUAUAGAUCCCAGGGGUACUACCCGGCGGCCGAACGCCCCUACGUGCCCGCCGCCCCCCAACCGGUUGACGGGCUGGACCGCCGGUACUCCCACAGCUUGUAUCACGACGCGGGGGGCUCACCGGAGCAGGGCGGCCCGGACUCGUACGCCAACCAACAAGCCGCCGGCCACGGCGGUGCGUCGAGCGAUAACCUGCAAGCUCCCGCCGGGACGGGGUACGGGGGACAGUACCCGCCCUACGAGCCGCAGCCGCCUUUUCGGGCGCUGGAGCCUUACGGGGUUCCUCGCCCCGAGUCCUACCUGCCGGCCAGGAGCCCCGACAUGCCGCAAGCCGUCCCCGAUAGCCAAGCCCGGGUCAGCGUGGGCAGCGUCUACAGGCCCAGCCACGGCGGACGGGGUCUCCCCGACUUGGUGCCGGACCCCAACUAUGUGCAAGCAUCCACCUACGUGCAGCGAGCUCACCUGUACUCGCUGCGCUGCGCCGCCGAGGAGAAGUGCCUGGCCAGCACCGCCUACACCGCCGAAGCCACCGACUACGACGUGCGGGUGCUCCUGCGGUUUCCCCAGCGGGUGAAGAACCAGGGCACGGCCGACUUUCUGCCCAGCCGGCCCCGGCACAGCUGGGAGUGGCACAGCUGCCACCAGCACUACCACAGCAUGGACGAGUUCAGCCACUACGACCUGCUGGAUGCCACCACGGGGAGGAAGGUGGCCGAGGGCCACAAAGCCAGCUUCUGCCUGGAGGACACCACCUGCGAUUUUGGCAACCUGAAGCGUUACGCCUGCACGGCCCACACCCAGGGCUUGAGCCCGGGCUGCUACGACACCUACAACGCCGACAUCGACUGCCAGUGGAUCGAUAUCACGGACGUGCAGCCAGGGAAUUACGUCUUAAAGGUUCAAGUGAACCCCAAAUACAUCGUCCUGGAGUCAGACUUCACCAACAACGUGGUGAGAUGCAACAUCCAUUACACCGGGCGCUACGUCGCCACGACAAACUGCAAGAUUUCCCAGUAA